Messenger RNA from Anopheles coustani, 5389 nucleotides. RefSeq names its product carboxypeptidase D (gene svr). Gene Ontology annotation, biological process: proteolysis. The transcript is spliced from 13 exons. Gene Ontology annotation, molecular function: zinc ion binding; metallocarboxypeptidase activity. Lineage: Eukaryota; Metazoa; Arthropoda; Insecta; Diptera; Culicidae. The record is from RefSeq and is a predicted model, not a curated record. The coding region runs from base 232 to 4626 and encodes 1464 amino acids.
GAUUUUUGCUUCCGUGUCUCUGUCUGUCUCUUCCUCCCGGUUGGGGAUAGCAGGGAAAAUACCGUUUUUCCUCGCCGCGGGGUGGAAAAUUGUUCCCACUUAGUACGUGGGUAGUAAGUGUGUGGAAAGUGUUGUGCCGAAUUCGACUCAAAUAGCUCUUAUUUGUUGUGAAGUGGUGCGUUCUAUACGUCGACGGUGGCGAGGCAAGUCCUCGCAGUCCCCCGGGGCGCAAUGAUUGCGAAUGUGAAACUAUUAUCGCUGUUGGCAGCAGCAAUCGCUCUAAACGGCCUCUCGGUGUACGGCAAAACUGUGCAAACGGCAACCACGACGGGCGACGGUGUUGUGACGGCAAUUCAGCAGGACGAAAGUUUUCUCCAACAGCCACACUAUCGAGGCAACGAUGAGCUGGUCGAUGUGUUGGCGCACCUGCAAAAGGAAUAUCCGGAUUUGGCCAAGGUGCACACGAUUGGGCAGUCGCGCGAAGGACGCCCACUGGCCGUGCUCGAGAUACGCCCGAACGUGAACCGUCCGCGGCCGCUGCUGAUGCCAAUGUUUAAGUACGUGGCCAACAUGCACGGCGAUGAGACGGUGGGCCGUGAGUUGCUGCUGUACCUGGCCCAGUUCCUGCUGGCAAACUACGAGCGUGAUCCGGAAAUCCAUGCCCUCGUCAACCAGACGGCAAUCUACCUGAUGCCGACAAUGAAUCCCGACGGUUACCAGCGGUCACGGGAAGGCGUAUGUGAGUCUCCGUCGGACUACACGGGACGCUACAAUGCGGCCAAUGUCGACCUGAACCGUGAUUUCCCGGAUCGCUUCGACGACGAGCGGACGCGCCACCAGCGGAUGAAGCGCCGCCAGCCGGAAACGGUGGCCGUCAUGAGCUGGAUCCUGAACAAUCCGUUCGUGCUGUCCGCAAACCUGCACGGCGGUGCCGUCGUUGCCAGCUACCCGUACGAUAACUCCAUCCACCAUCACGAAUGCUGCGAGGAUAGUCCGACGCCGGACAAUCGGUUCUUCAAGUAUGCGGCACUAACGUACGCGGAAAAUCACCCGGUGAUGCGCCAGGGCCGUGAUUGCAACGAAACGUUCCAGAAUGGCAUCACGAACGGUGCGUACUGGUACGAGCUGAGCGGUGGCAUGCAGGACUUCAACUACGUCUACAGCAAUUGCUUCGAGGUGACGCUGGAGCUGAGCUGCUGCAAGUUUCCGCCGGCCACGGACCUGCCGAAGGAGUGGAACAAGAACAAGCGCAGUCUGAUCGAGUACAUGAAGCUGGUGCAUGCUGGUGUGAAGGGUCUUGUCACCGACAGUGCCGGCUAUCCGAUCAAGGAUGCGGAUGUCAUCGUGAGCGGUGUCGAUCGUAACGUGCGCACGACCGAUCGUGGCGAAUACUGGCGCCUGCUCGUACCGGGAGAGUAUAAUAUCCGCGUCGAAGCUGUUGGUUACUACCCGAGUGAGGAAGUGCACGCGGUGGUUGACACCGACCGGACGCUUCGCCUGAACUUCAGCCUCAAGAGCUACGACUCGCAAGAAGCACCGUCCAAAGCGGAGCAGGUCCGCGUGGUGCGUGAAACCUUCGAUCAGUACGGUUUUGCGAAGACGCCACAGUUUGUGCACCAUAACUACACCGCGAUGGUGAGUUAUAUCAACGAACUUGCCGCAAACUACCCGUCGAUCACGCACCUCUACUCGAUCGGGAAGUCCGUGCAGGGGCGCGACCUGUGGGUGAUGGAGAUCACGGAAGGGCCGGGCAAACACGUGGCCACUAAACCGGAGGUUAAGUACAUCGCCAACAUGCACGGCAACGAGGUGGUCGGUCGAGAGUUACUGCUGCUGUUCGCAAAGUAUCUGUGCGAGAACUACAACGCGACGGAGCGCGUAACACGCUUGGUGCGUCAAACUCGGUUGCAUCUGCUGUUCAGCAUGAAUCCGGACGGGUACGAGAUGGCCGACAUACACGACAAGGAGAACCUGCGGGGGCGCUCGAACGCGAACAAUGUCGAUCUGAAUCGCAACUUUCCGGAUCAGUUUGGGCGCAACCAGUGGAACGCACACCAGGAGCCGGAAACGCUGGCCGUCAUGAACUGGUCGCGCUCGACGCCAUUCGUCCUGUCGGCAAACUUGCACGGUGGCGCACUGGUAGCAAACUACCCGUACGAUGACUCACCGAAGGACUUUGGCGACACGAGCAGCAAUCCGCGCACGGUGGUCAAUCCGACUGAGGAGGACGAACUGUUCAAGUAUUUGGCGCACGUGUAUGCAAAUUCUCACACGACGAUGCACUUGGGUAAACCGUGUCCCAAAUUCAUCAAGGAGAGCUUCCCCGACGGCAUCACGAACGGUGCCGAGUGGUACGGCGUGACCGGAGGCAUGCAGGACUGGUCCUAUGUGUUUGGCGGUGCGUACGAGCUUACACUCGAGGUGAGCUGCGUGAAGUUUCCACCCGCAUCCGAACUGCCCGAGUUCUGGCACCAGAACCGCGAAGCGCUGCUUCAGUACGUCGAGCAGGCACAGCACGGUCUGACCGGAACGGUGCAAAGUACCAUCGGCCACGCUAUCGCUCGCGCCACCAUCCAGAUCAACCAGCUCGACCACGUCAGCUACACGACGGUCGACGGUGACUACUAUCGGCUGCUCCUGCCCGGACUCUACAACGUCACGGUUGAGGCGGAGGGCUACGAGUCGCAAACGCAGGAAGUUCGCAUCCCACCCGAAGCCACCCAAGCCGUGCGUGUCGAUUUUCAGCUGAUGCGUGACGAUCCACAGCACUGGUCGUCGGCGUACGACUUCCGGCAGCUGGAGAACAUCCUCAAGACGCGAUACCAUUCGGACGAGGAGCUGAAGGCGACCAUGGGGGAGUUUGAGAAUCGGGACUACAAAACAGUGGAGUUCGAAUUAAGUGGAAAUGAGGUUUCGAUGGCGUAUCCUUCCAUUAAGGUGACCGAUCAUAUCGGCUCACCGGAGGAAACAAAACUGCACAUAUUGAUCGUGUCGUCACUCUUCCAAACGGCCGCGGUCGGGCGCGAAAUGGUGAUCAAUCUGGCCCGCCACGUUCUCGCCGGUUACAACAUUAAGGAACCGUUAUAUAUCAAGCUCCUCGAGAACGCGGUGCUACACUUUGUGCCAGUGAAGAACGACUUUGUGGAGAUCGUGCAGCAGUUUCGGGCUAACGAAUCCGUGUGCAAUCCGAUGCUUCGAACGGACGAGUUGGCCGAUAAGCUACUGAACGCAGAAACCGAUCACCAGAAGGAUAUGUUCCUGCGCAUGCUAAAGGAGGAGGAGUACGAUCUGGCGCUAACUUUUGCGGCCGGAGGCCACGAUGUGUUCUUCCCACACACCGACGAUCAGGUGGCGAUCUAUUCGCGCUUCGCUGACAAAAUCCGAGGUCACAAGUACCGACAGGCACAAAGCGACCAGUGCACGAUCGAUGCCGGUCAGUUGCAUCAAGUGGAGUCCACGCAACACGUGACCAACGCGAUUCACAAUCUGUACGAAGUGCCACUCUUUACGCUCCAACUGGGAUGUUGCAAGAUGCCGACCGAAACGAGCAUUGCCACCGUCUGGCGGCAGAAUCUCGACCGCAUGAGAAACUUUUUCCGGCUAGUCGAUACCGGCAUCCGUGGGUACGUGCGGGACGUUGCCGGCAACCCGUUGCGACGGGCGAUACUGCGCGUGCAAGGUAACAAGCUUAUCUACAAGGUUACACCCAAUCUGGCCCACUUCCGCAUCGUGCUCCCGUCCGGCUCGAUGAACAUCGAAAUCAGUUGCUUCAACUAUACGUCCCGCAUGGUACCGAUCUCGCUGAACGAUAACCAGAUUCUUGAUCUGGGCGAUAUAGUCAUGCAGGAGGCGGCUCGACCACGGGAGAGCAUAGUUGCGCCACCGGUUACGGCCAUCCCAUACCCACCCCACCAAGGGAAGGAUUUUGGCGUGCUCGAACCGAGCAAAACGAUGAAAGUUUUCCCACUAGAUGGUGGUGUUGAAAUUAAAACCGACCCCGCAGGUAGUGCGGCAAGUCCGGUUCGGUUGAGUGGAAUCGUACUGGACGAUGCCAAUCACCCGCUGCCGGGUGCGAAGGUGUACGUCACCGAAGGAAACGCCAAGGGAGGAAAGAUUCUUGCCACGGGCAAUACGGGACAACUGGGUAAAUUCCAGUUCGAGGAAGGUAUUCCGGUGGAGAAGGACAUUGUCGUGCACGCCGAGCCAUCCGGCUACGAGGCGGGUGAAAAACAAAUUCGCCUCGGACCGGUAGGUGGCGCGCCCGGUCUCGUGUUCCGUCUGACGCGCGAUGAACGUAUUCUCGGGCUGCCGCGACUGCUGUUCGUCAUUCUGGCCGGAUGCGGCUCGGUUGGCAUCAUCGCCUGUGGCAUCCUGUGCUUCACGUACAUUCAGGCUCGCCGGCGCGAUUCGCGCUACUACUACAAUUUCUCACUCCUGCCCCAGAAGGGCGAGCUGAACCGCAAGCUGUUCGACGACGACGAGGAAACGGAGCUGUUCCGGGCAUCUACUACGAAACUGCAGCCAUACUUUGACGACGAGCGGGAUCCGCUCACCGACACCGAGGACGACAGUGAGGAGGAAAUCGUCAUGCUCAAUCCAUCCUUCCGUUCCGUCAGCCAGUCGUAACGGCGGCGUCCUUCCUUUUCUUCAAGCGAAAGCAAAUUCUAUCUAAGUUGACUUGACAGUCGACAGCCAGUUGGAAAAGCAGUUAAAAUUUUAUACCAGAACACCCUUUAAUACCUUCGCAUCGUUUCAAACGAUCCAAACCCCUCUUACGAUGUUCCCAGUGUAAUGUUUUCCAUGCUUUCCCAAACCACUUACCACUCUUGCCUUGGAAUAUGUGCGUUUUGGAAGAAGGUUAAGGUUCAAGCGAAGAGGAGAAAAAAGAAACAAACGACAGAAAGGGCUUACGUGUGAUAAAAAGAAGUGAAGUAGUACAACGUUAUUAAAAACUAACAGCAAAAGAAGGAAAAAGUUCUGCCAGCAGCAGCAGCAGCAAAGCCCAGUACUGCAUUUCCGCAAGCUCUCAUUCCCCUCGUGUGUGACCUGAUUGACCAGCACGUUGCGCGGGUAACAUUCCCUCGGGCCGUUGUUUAAACUAUAAGUGAUAAGAGACGAACAUUAACGCCCGCUAUAGCUAGGGACGGAAGGGUAACUUAAAAUGCCGAGUAUCUGCAAAUAAUGGCCUCUACGAAAUAUCGAAAUUCGAAUAGGACAUAUCUGAUGAUGGCCACCUUGAAAGGGACAGACUCCAAUGUCUAGUGAGUGAGUGAGUGUAGCGCAGCAAAGCGAAUACUUGUGCGAAGCGUUUUUAGACUAAUUUAUUAUUAUGUUUAUAUAAGUUCUAAACUCAAAUAAACGUGUUUAUUACCGUGUUGCAAAAACGAAC